AUGGACGGCAUGUUAGACCGAUGGCUUGUCAUCGUCAAUCUUCUUUUGGACAAUUUUAGACAUUGUUGUUCAUCGUGGUUUCUGAAUUACUAUGAUUUGUGUACUGUUGGACAUGAAGAGAAGAUGGUGCUUUCUGGCAGUGACUGUUCGUGUGUCCUUGUACCUGACCAAUCUGAACUGGAAUCUGCUUGCUCAACCACUACUUAUCCAGACAUCUUGCAGAAGUUGAAUGAUAUGAGAGCACAUGAAGAAGCAUGUGAUGUAUUUUUCAUUGUUGGAAGAGAAAAAAAGCGAUUUGCUGCUCAUCGUCUUAUUUUAGCUGCUUCUUCUGAUGUCUUUUAUAGGAACUUUUUUGGACCUCUCAUUUCGAAAGAUGGAUAUUCGAAAAAAACCGCCACACUGAUACCGGAUGUUGUUCCAGAAGCUUUCGAAAUUCUUUUGCAGUUCUGCUACUCAAGAUCUCCUGAAAUAAUAACGGAUCUAGUGGUUCAUACUCUUUAUGCAGCCGAAAAAUAUAAUGUGAGACGCUUAAGAAGCAGUUGCUUACGACAACUUGCGGCAACCAAAGUUGAAGAUUCAAUGACUGUUCUGGAGCAAGCUCUGGAAUACGAGGAAAUGACAAUUGUCGAUCGCUGUCUGAAAAUAAUUGAUAGUAACUGUGAUAGAAUAAUUGCAUCAAAAGGCUUAAGGAACUGCAGCGCCAGAGCUUUGAAAGUGAUUAUUGGUAGAGACGAAUUUAGCCCUACAAGCGAGUUGACUUUGUUUACAGAAGUUGUUGAGUUCGCAAAAUUGCAAUGUAGACAUCAGAAUUUAAUCACUACUGGAAGCAAUUUAAGGCAAGUUCUCGGCUCGAUAUUAUAUUUAAUCAGAUUUUCUUCAAUGUCGGUUGAAGACUUAUGUGAAGCAGCUAAGCAGGGAGUACUAACGAAUGAGGAAGUUGAUGAGCUUCGUUAUAGUAUAACAGCGAAUUCAGGGGAGACCCCACAUUUCCUAAUACAUCCUCGUUGUUCAUUAGGGAUACUUCAAAAACCUACUUAUUCUUUUAGAAGAGCGACAAGUGUGGUGAAAGUUGAUUGGAUGAACCUUUCAACAGCUCUUUUUUUCCAAGUUGAUCGAAAUAUAUUUAUUUGUUGCGUUGGUAUUUAUACCCAUUGCGAUGAGAGUGAAAAAAUUCAGCGCGAUGAAGUUUCCAUAAUGUUUGCUCCGUAUGGUGAGAACACGAAAAAGUUAGUCAUUGCAAAUCUCCAUCAGGAAGACAACAUCGUAUUUAUUCAUUUAGCAGAUCAUCUGGCACUCAGUGGAGGAAGAAAAUAUUACUUCUGCGUUAAUCUUAGCGACGCUGAAGGCCGGUAUUUUUAUUGUAACUCUGCAUAUGUGCCACCAACUACUGUAACGACGUGUGGUGGGAUAAGCGUGACGUUAACGUGCGACAGAAGAAACGGGAAUGAGUUCUUCCCUGAAUUACGUUUCACCUUAUAG
This is a messenger RNA of Enterobius vermicularis (human pinworm), 1479 nucleotides long. The record is from the annotation of a GenBank genome assembly. Lineage: Eukaryota; Metazoa; Nematoda; Chromadorea; Rhabditida; Oxyuridae.